Paramisgurnus dabryanus is the source of this 3477-nucleotide messenger RNA. It is a transcript of the gene ppp2r5ea, whose product is annotated as protein phosphatase 2, regulatory subunit B', epsilon isoform a. The record is from RefSeq and is a predicted model, not a curated record. Gene Ontology annotation, molecular function: protein phosphatase activator activity. Gene Ontology annotation, cellular component: cytosol; protein phosphatase type 2A complex; nucleus. Lineage: Eukaryota; Metazoa; Chordata; Actinopteri; Cypriniformes; Cobitidae. Gene Ontology annotation, biological process: protein dephosphorylation; signal transduction.
UCUGUUUUGAGCCAGGGAAAAAUUGGCACUGAGCACUAGCACAGCCUGCUAACAUUACUUGUGAUAACAAGUUAGCAAUUAUUCGCUAGUUAACUGAGUUUAACAUUAAGGAGAAGGAUAAUCUGACCUUAGUGCCCAAACAUCUGGGUAUGUAGUCGGUCAUUGAAUGUAUAUGAAUGUGGCUUUUGGUGCAGGCGGGGACGGCAGCUACAGGGAUAAGCUGUACGGUGAGCUCCUGCUAGCAAUGCUCACAUACCUUUAGGCGGCUUGCUAUUUGUCUGGUAAAAGGUGAAUUUAGUGUGUUUCGAAUAGGACAAGCCGUUACCAUUUAUACUUGGAGUUCGUUUCAAAGACAAAACUAGUUUAAAAAGUCACACACUAAAGCGGUUGAGUUAGCUGGCUAGCUGGGUCGCCUGCAAGUGCAAGGUUAGCUGCUUAAAACGAGCCACCUGGACACGAAAACCGUCAAGAGAGGGCUAUGUCUUCAGCACCCACCACACCCCCGUCGGUGGACAAGGUGGACGGCUUCACCAGGAAGUCUGUCAGGAAAACCAGGCAGAAGCGAGCACAGAGCUCGUCUCAGUUCAGGUCUCAGGAUAAGCCCAUAGAUCUGGUGCAGCUGGCGCUGCUCAAAGAUGUUUCGCCUCAGGAGCAGCCAGAGUUGUUCCUCAAGAAAGUGCAGCAGUGCUGUACACUGUUUGACUUCAUAGACACACUGUCUGAUCUUAAAAUGAAAGAGUAUAAACGCACAACCCUCAAUGAGCUGGUGGACUAUGUCACUGUUAGCCGGGGCUACCUUACUGAACAGACUUACCCUGAGGUGGUCAAAAUGGUGUCCUACAAUAUUUUUCGGACCCUUCCACCUAGUGACAGUAAUGAGUUUGAUCCAGAGGAAGACGAACCCACGCUGGAGGCCUCAUGGCCACAUUUACAGCUUGUCUAUGAGUUUUUCAUUCGCUUCUUGGAGAGUCAGGAAUUUCAGCCCAGCAUUGCCAAAAAAUACAUCGACCAGAAAUUUGUAUUACAGCUCUUGGAGCUGUUUGAUAGCGAGGACCCUCGGGAGAGAGACUGCCUGAAGACAGUCCUUCACAGAAUCUAUGGCAAGUUCCUCGGUCUCAGAGCCUUUAUCCGUAAACAGAUCAACAACAUUUUCCUUUGUUUUGUUUACGAGACCGAGCACUUCAAUGGAGUAGCUGAACUGCUGGAGAUUUUGGGAAGCAUCAUCAAUGGGUUUGCACUCCCGCUCAAAGCCGAACACAAGCAGUUCCUGGUUAAAGUCCUGCUGCCUCUCCACACAGUGAGGAGCUUGUCUCUUUUCCAUGCCCAGCUGGCUUAUUGCAUCGUACAGUUCUUGGAGAAAGACCCCACGUUAACAGAGCCUGUGAUCAGAGGUUUGUUGAAGUUCUGGCCAAAAACCUGCAGUCAAAAAGAGGUUAUGUAUCUUGGAGAGCUGGAGGAGAUUCUCGAUGUGAUUGAGCCCACUCAGUUUGUUAAGAUCCAGGAGCUGCUCUUCAAACAAAUUUCUAGAUGUGUAUCCAGCCCUCAUUUUCAGGUGGCAGAGCGAGCCUUGUACUACUGGAACAAUGAGUACAUUAUGAGUCUGAUCGAGGAGAACUCCAGCGUCAUCCUGCCUAUCAUGUUUGCCAGCCUGUACAGGAUCUCUAAAGAGCACUGGAACCCGGCAAUAUCAGCUUUGAUCUACAACGUACUCAAGGCAUUCAUGGAGAUGAACAGCACACUGUUCGAUGAGCUUGCAGCCAGUUACAAAUCGGAACGGCAAAGGGAAAGGAAGAAGGAUAAGGACCGGGAGGACCUGUGGAGGAAGUUGGAGGAGCUUGAACUCAGACGAGGCAUCCAAAACAGCGAUGGCGUCAUUCCCACCUAACACGGACUUUGCUCCGCCCCUCUACGUGGCCCCAACCAAUCCCUUUCUACUCUGCCACAGGGAUCCCGCCCCCUCUUUGCUUCUCAUGCUCUACGUACUUUACCGCACACUCCCUCAAUCACUUCCUCCCUUUCAACUGCACUGUAAAUAACCCUCUCCCUCUUUCCUGUAUCAUGCUACUACACUGAAUGGAAGAAAAAAAUCGAUUAUGUGUACCUAUGGGGAAGGAAGACUUCAUGCACUCCUGUAUGUAUAAAAGAUAUGGUAAAAUGAUAAUCAACUAUGGUCAAAGGAUAUAUUUUAAAAACUUCAGAAAUUGUUCAGCCUCUUCAUGUCGAUACUGAGCGUGAUUCCCGUGUUCUCCAAGAAAGUGCCCUGGCUCCUUUCAUCAAGACAUUUUGAGGGCUUCGGAUCUCUCUGCGAUAAAAGAUGUCUUAUGAUGACCUCACCUCCAUGUAUUCUUAUUUCCGUACAAAGAAAGACUUGUCCAGCUAAGCAACAUUGAUCUCCUCUGACUCAGGGGACACACAAACCCCCAUACUCAAAGUGAGUUUAGGACUGGUGGGAAAGCGAUAAACGUCCUCUUUGUGGUGUGCACUUUCAUGUUGUUUUGGACAGGAUCAACAAAACGCCUAUUCAGUCCAGUUCUUUACUGUACAAUAAGGACAGGUGCUUUACUGCAAUUGGCACCACCGACCAGAAAGCUUAAUGUAAAGGAUGGGCCACAGUUGGCUACAAUGGAUAUCUGUGCUGAAUUCAGAGGACAAACCUCUCUGAGGACCUUUUAUUUUUUUAACAUGUGAACCAGGUUAUAAUCUGGUAAUAGAUUCAUGCUGUCUGCUGUGGAAGCCUCUUGGGAUUUCCAAUAUGGAAAUUCAGUAGUUUACCAAGAAGUGGCAACGCAAUUGUCAGUAUGUUUUCAGAAAAGCUCAGUUUCUCUGACACUAUUAAGAACCAGGGGAAUUUUGGUGGCACGCCGUGUUCAAAGCUUAUUCAGUGUUUUUAAACAGUUAAGUGACAUAUAUUUUUCAUAAAAAAACAUUUCUGGACUGCUUAUCAUGGGCCACCCAGAUUUCCACUGAUCAGCUGUUAGUAAUGAUUUCACAAUGGUUGAAUGUUGUCCACGACUGAGUCAAGCAAGACAAGGUCUUUCCUUUCUGUUAAUGGAGUGUUGAAAAUAAAAUCCUGCUGUUGGGUUUUUAGGGCCCAUGUAGGUAAAAGCUGAUCCAGUAGGUCGUAAUCUUUCUUCUGAAACACCAGCUGCCAGGGCAGGCUAGAGCUACAAAAGCACUUCAAGUUAGCUAAUUAGUGGUUCUCGUGGGACUUCACCCCCUUUCUUCUCUUUUAUUUGAAGUUCCGAUAAUCGUGGUUGUGGAUUUUACAUGUGAGGAGGAUGUAUUUUAUUAUAUUUUAUUUUUGGCUUAAUCAUGUGUCUCUUUCGCUCUUCCUUGUUUUAAUUCUCCCAGGCUCAUUGUGUGUUUAUGAUGGCCCACGUUUGAUAUGUAAAAAAUCAAAGAAAGGGUUUGAUGAAUAGAAUAAAUUUAAUUAUUUUAAAAAAGAGAUAUUAAAUAAACCUGUUUUUUUGUGAUAAA